AAAAAUAUAGAGGCUCAUCAUUCAGUCACCAAGAAGAUGAGUUGUUAUGUCAAGUGUAUUUAGAAAUUUCACAAGAUCCAAUAGCUAGCAAUAACCAAGCUACGAAAAAAUUAUGGGAAAAGAUAGAAAAAAGUUACAAUGAACAAAAAAUCGAGAGUUGGGAGAGUAGAAGCAGUAGAUCUUUACAAGGUAGGAUGAUUGUUAUUCUCUAUGCUGUCAGGAAUUUGAAGAGUUGUGUCCAACAAGUGGAGAAUAUGCAUCCAAGUGGAGCAUCCAAACAAGACAUAAUGGAUAGAGCAAAGACCUUACUGACACAAGAUCCAAAACUUACAAAAGGUUUUAAGUUUGAUCAUGUGUGGAUUUUGAUGAAGAAUAUUCCGAAGUUUACCGACAAUGUCCAUAUUAAUAUUCCAGAAACUCCCACUGCUGGAACUGAUACGGUUGGAUCUCCAACAUCACAGUCUCCUGGAUUGUCUUCAUUUCAAUCAAUUUAA
Molecule: messenger RNA, 494 nt
Organism: Eruca vesicaria subsp. sativa (arugula)
Lineage: Eukaryota; Viridiplantae; Streptophyta; Magnoliopsida; Brassicales; Brassicaceae
Source: the annotation of a GenBank genome assembly